Messenger RNA from Rhincodon typus (whale shark), 2147 nucleotides. It is a transcript of the gene cby1, whose product is annotated as chibby homolog 1 (Drosophila). Bases 229 to 609 code for a protein of 126 amino acids. NCBI's taxonomy places the organism in Eukaryota, Metazoa, Chordata, Chondrichthyes, Orectolobiformes, Rhincodontidae. The record is from RefSeq and is a predicted model, not a curated record. The transcript is spliced from 5 exons.
GCUUCAUUAAAUUGGUCCCUGAGAUGAGAGGCUAAGUAAAUUGUAUAUUCUGUAGAGUUUGGAAGAAUGGGAGGUGAUUUCAUUGAGAUAUAUUAGGGAACUGACAGGUCAACCCAAGAGAUUGUUUCCACAGGGCAGUGAAUCUAGGGACACAGUUUCAGGAUAAGGGACUUUCAGGAUAAGGGACUGAUCAUUUGGAACUUAGGUAACGGGACCUGAAGAAGAGCCAUGCCUCUGUUUGGCAAUGUCUUUAGUCCGAAGAAAACUCCGCCCCGAAAAUCAGCCUCUCUUUCCAGCUUGCACACACUUGAUCGUGUGAGCCGUGAGAUUGAACUGGGCUUGGAUCAUGGUGCUCCUGUGAUGAAUAUUGGAGGACAGAGCCUGAAGUUUGACAAUGGCCAAUGGGUGUCAGAGUCUGUGGGAGACAGUGGCAUACAUAAGGAGGUUCAGCGCCUGCGAAAACGUAACCAGCAGCUGGAGGAGGAGAAUAAUCUUCUCCGACUCAAAAUCGACAUUCUGUUGGACAUGCUGUCUGAAACAACAGCAGAGUCGCACCUGAUGGAGAAAGAGUUGGAGGAGCUGAAGACCCACAACCGCAAGAGGAAGUGAGAGACUGCAAUGAAAUUGACAGAUGCAAUGAAAGAUGUGCAGCAUUGGGAGAUGGAACAGAGGACGAGUAGCUAAACAUUAAGAGAAAAAGGUUGAAAUGUGUGCAGUGUCUCUUUGGAGAUACCGAGACUCUUGCAUUAAAUCUCCAGCUGGGCGUAGGAAGUGGAGUCCAUCACCCACCAGGCAGCAUCUACAUGCUAACCCUGCAGGGAAAAGAAAGAGGCUGGAGACAAUUGACGGUCAUAGUUUCACAGCAUUUUCCUUUUGUAACACCCGUUGAAUGAGUGAUGUGAUGUUGCUUCAGGAACCUUGUACCCCACACACUUGUAGUUCAAACUUUCAAUCAACAUUCAGCCAAACAACCUCUGAAGCCAACAUUGAAAAGAUUCUGAAUGGACUGAUUAACAGGAGCAUAUGCAUUCAACCCCUUUGUGUUUUAAUAUGGAACUGUCUGUGUAGGGUUGUGAUGAACUGCUUAUUUCAGAGUCCUGGUAACCGUGUAGGACGGAUCUUCAUUGCCAUUGGCCAAUAGUUACACCAUAAUUUUUUUUUCCCCAAAAUUGCAGAUGUAAUUAAGUAUGAUUGGGCAGUGAUCCAGUCUUGUAUCUUUCUCUACCUUCCAUCCUCACCCAGGAGAAAGGUUUGUUUCAAUGUUUACCUCUGAACUGAUGUUUAUUCUAAUUUUUCUUGUUCUCAUUAGUUUCCAGCACUUGGCUUUUAAACCCCUCAUCAGUCCAGUGAAACCCUUUCAUUCCAUACUCCAAUGCUGGGAUUUGUGUUUAGGUGACAGAGACCAAAUUCUCUGAGAAUGCUGGAGAAACUCUGCAGGACUGAUAGCAUCUGUGGAGCAAGAUACAGUAGUUAACAUUUUGAGUCUGAUAUCACUCAUUGGAUCCAAAUCCUUAACUCUGUUUUUCUCUCUACAGAUGUUGGCAGACCUGCUGAGUAUUUCCAGCACUUUCUGUUUUCAUUUUAGAUUUUCGGCAUCCACAAUACUUUGCUUUUACUAAAUAGCCUGAAUCUGAAGGAUGCCCUGACACUGUGAAUGGAUUGGGACCUUUGGUCAUAGCAUAAAGUGCUGCAUUGAGAACUGGUAUUCACUUGCUCCUCUGUUCAAGUGAACUGUAAGAAUAUAAGAGAAAGGGCAGGAUGAAGCCAUUUGAUCCCUCGAGCCUGUUCUACUGCUCAGUCAAAUCAAGGUUGAUCGGAUUUUUGGCCAGAGCUUCACUUUCCUGCCUGCUCUUCCCCUUCCCUUGUGCCCUCAUUCCAAAUCCAAAUUUGCACAGAUGCACACUCUUGUUUCCUCCAAUGAGUUUCUGUAAUACUUCAAAACUAUACAGAACAGAAAAUAUGGACCAAGUUAACCUUCAUUUGCUGCCGUGUUAUAGGUCUGUUGGGAGAUGGGAUUUCUUAGUUUCUGAUCCUGAAAGAGUGGUUUCAGGGCUGUAAGUCCACCAGAUAAAGUAUAACUUAAGCUUUGCUUCUCUGUGAUCAUUGCUGUCUCUUUUAGUUUGUAAUUAAAACCAAUCGAUUUCAAA